Malus domestica (apple) is the source of this 862-nucleotide messenger RNA. The record is from RefSeq and is a predicted model, not a curated record. Lineage: Eukaryota; Viridiplantae; Streptophyta; Magnoliopsida; Rosales; Rosaceae.
CAAAUUGGUGCCCCGCUGGAUGUGGAUGCGCACCAUAUUCAAGACCAAACGCCCACCGCUCCAUUGAAAUAUUGCCACGUCCAGUUAAUUUGGAGGUUACACCAACUAAUCUUGAGGACUCAAAUGAUGAUGAUAAUCUCGAAAAUCUUACUGUAAAUGACUGUAAUUCGAUGGAAGUGAUUUUCCAACUCAAGGGACCGAAGCAGGAAGAAAGUAGUCACUCCAUUGAAGCAUUCAAUAAAUUGAGUUCCUUGCGGUUAGAUAGAUUGCCAGGUUUAACGCGUGUUUGGGAGAUGGGUAGUUCACAACCGAUGUUGACAGGAAGCAGCUUCGGAAACUUGAAAUCGCUGGAGGUUGGUUUUUGCAACCAGUUGAAAUACUUGUUUUCAUCGUCCAUAGUCAAACUUCUCGUGAGUAUAGAGGACAUAGAAGUUCAUAACUGUGAGAAGAUGGAAGAAAUCGUUGCCGCAGAAGAAGAAACUGAUGAAACAAUUACAUUACCUAAAGUGAAGUCCAUCAAGCUUGAAAGUCUGCCAAAACUCAAGUAUUUUUGUGGUGAAGCUUAUACUUUGAAGUUGCCGUCUUUGGAGUUAUUGGAGGUUGAUGACGUGGCAUACACCGCGUUGGGAGUGGCUGAAUGGAUGGGGGACCUCAAUGCCACUCUAAGGAAUAUUUACGACACAAGUAAGGAUGAAGAUAACGAAAUCGACAUUGAGGAUGAAGAUGACGAAAUCGACAAUGAGGAUGAAGAUGAAGAUGACGAAAUUGACGGCAAGGAUGAUGAUGACAAAAUCGACGGCAAGGAUGAAGAUGACGAAACCAACAGGGAGGACGAACACCGUUGAUUGAUCAAGCACAAAGG